CAGGAAUCGAUGGAGAUGAGCAUGGCGCUGGAGGAGAGCCUCAAAGGCGUCUCGUAUACGGUGCACUUCGAGCGCCCGCGCGACGCAGGCGGCUCCGCGGCUGGCAAGAAGGUGUCCCUCACGUUCGACGCCUUGUCGCUCGUGGGCGACGUGCAGCAAGUCGUGGAGCUGGAGCUGUUCGGCGCUGCAGGCAAGGAGCCCGCCUUCUUGCUGCUGGACGGCGCGUCGCUGCCACCCCAUCUGCCUCUCCACCUCGCCGGCGCCUCAUGCCCAGGCUGGCCGUCGUCGGUGAGGAGGGCGGACAGACCGAGGCCGGCGUAGACGAGAGCGGCAAGACGAUCACCGUGGCCAAGGAGCGGCCGCCCCCGACGGACGAGGAGCAGCUGCUCGCGGCCGCGCUCGGCGUGCCCGCCGCGCUGCCCGGG
This is a messenger RNA of Prorocentrum cordatum, 425 nucleotides long. The record is from the annotation of a GenBank genome assembly. NCBI's taxonomy places the organism in Eukaryota, Dinophyceae, Prorocentrales, Prorocentraceae.